ACAACGACUUUUUCCAUAGGUGCAGGCUGCAUUAUCCUCCCCAGAACUUUGGCGGGCUUGCCAUCGAGACGAAAUAGAGUGUAUUUAUAAGACUGACUUAAAAGAUUUGAACUCAUACCAAAGAUACAUCUUGCCACGCUACACAUUAGUACACGUGUCAAAGUGAGAAUAGUUUUCACAGUUAGUGGUCGACGGUGGUAGGUGCGUGGAAAAUAGUGUCGUUCAAAAAGUUCACUAUGAUUGGAAAGGCCUUCGUACUCGCUGUUACGAUAGCCGUUGCAGCGGCAGUUCCCGUGUACGGCCCCGUUUCCUAUGGUCCACAUUUAUCGUACGGAUAUGCAGCCAAAGCCAUUCAACCCCUGCACACGGUAACCCUUGCCAAGCCAGUCAUUGCAGCGGCCCCAAUCAUCCACCAUGCGCCGGUAAUCGCUCACGCACCGGUCAUAGCAGCUCCCGUUGUCAAGCACAUCGAAGCUUAUGAUCCGAACCCACACUACAGCUUCAGCUAUGGGGUGGCCGAUCCGCAUACCGGAGAUUCCAAGCACGCCGAAGAAACCCUGGCCAACGGAGUAGUGCACGGUAGCUACUCGCUGACGGAACCGGACGGCACCAUUCGUAAGGUCACUUACACCGCCGACAAGGUUCACGGAUUCAACGCGGUCGUCGAGAAAUCUGGACACGCCGUUCACGCGGCGCCUGUCUUCAAGAAGGUCGUGGCUCCAAUCGUGCAUGCGGCCCCAAUUGUACACUAUCACCAUGCCUAUUCGAGGCAUAUCAGUAACGCUUUCGCUCUUUAUUUGAUCAGUGUGAAAUAUUUUUUAAGCUUUACAAUGAGUUUGCUUGAAGUUGCUGUUUUCGCCACACUAGCAUUGUUUGCUAGCGCUGAGCCAAGAACAAACCCGGGAAUUUUGGCCGCUUCAAUUGGCCCAGUUGCUUACUCAGCUCCUAUAGUACGAUCUGCAUACAAUAUUCGACCUUACGCAGCUCCAGUUGCCUAUAAUGCUCCGUAUGCCGCUGCUUACACUGCCCCAAUUGCUACAACAUAUGCUGCUCCUGCUUUCGCUGCACGAGCUGCCCCACUAUUCACCGCACGUGCUGCCCCAAUCAUUGCUUCUCGAUUUGCUCCAGUGAUAGCCACUCGUGCUGCUCCAGUGAUUGCCGCUCGUGCUGCUCCAAUUGUUGCUGCCCGUGCCACUCCAAUCGUUCCUGCUGCUCCGAUUGUCGCAGCCCGUGCUGCUCCUGUUGUUGCUGCUCGUGCUGCUCCAGUCAUUGCUGCUCGUGCUGCUCCAGUUGUUGCUACUCGUGCUGCUCCUCUGAUUGCAGCUGCUACUCCAGUUGUUGCUGCACGUGCUGCCCCUGUCGUCGCUGCGGCUGCUCCAGUUGUUGCUGCCCGUGCUGCUCCAGUAGUUGCCGCUGCUGCCCCAGUAUAUGCUGCUCGUGCCGCUCCAAUCGUUGCUGCUGCUACUGCCCCUGUAGUUGCUGCUGCUACUCCUGUUAUCGCUGCCCGUGCCGCCCCAGUACUUGCUGCCCCACUUCAGGCUGAGUUUACCGAUGCUUACCCGCAGUACCAGUAUGCUUACAACGUUCAGGAUACUCUGACCGGCGAUUCCAAGACGCAGGAAGAAACUCGCGAUGGAGAUGUUGUCAAGGGAUCUUACUCCCUGAUUGAACCUGAUGGCAGCCGUCGUAUCGUCAACUACUACGCCGACCCAAUCAACGGAUUUAAUGCCGUUGUGCAGAAGGAUCUCCCUGUUGCCGUUGCUUCUCCAGCCGUUGUUGCAGCCCGAACUGUUGUAGCCCCUGCCGUUGGAUCCCAAAUUGUUGUUUGAGAAGAUAGCUGACGGUUUUUGUGAUUUUCAGAAUCUGUAGAUAUCAAAAGGCUGUGUAUGUAGGACCAAUUCCCGAGUGUAAAUAGUUAUUGUUAAUUUUCAUCACCAUUGUGCAACUUCAAGCAAUCACUCAUAUGUACAUAAUUUCCACUGCUACAAAUAUUGUUGCCAAGUGACACGCUCGCUGUACUCUAUUAUUUUAGAUAAUAAAUAAAAAACGAAACGCUUAUUAUAUG
This is a messenger RNA of Armigeres subalbatus, 2065 nucleotides long. RefSeq lists its product as uncharacterized. The transcript is spliced from 4 exons. NCBI's taxonomy places the organism in Eukaryota, Metazoa, Arthropoda, Insecta, Diptera, Culicidae. The coding region runs from base 237 to 1829 and encodes 530 amino acids. Gene Ontology annotation, cellular component: extracellular matrix. The record is from RefSeq and is a predicted model, not a curated record.